AUGUACAUGCCAAACUUGAUGCCACGAGACAUUCACCAUUUGUGGAUGCAGCCAAAUGAAAAAACCUCCAACAAGAACAAAUUGGAUUCGUCAAGAAACAACCUUUUUAGAAGAAAUCAAGAUGAUGAUAGUGAACUAAACCAACGCCAAAGAAUACUAUAUGCACCACCUUUGUCAGCUUAUUCCUCAGAAAGACCUGGUGCAAUGCUCCCUUCAAGAGAGUCCCAAUCUUCGGCUACCGCUUCCUCUACAGAAACUGACUUUAACGAUCUGAUAUUCAAUGACAUUGAGCAAAAAAUGAGAGAACUUCGUUCAAUACGAACAUUAGGUGAUUCGUAUUUAGCUCCAGUUGGUGUGGGUAAAACUAUGAAAACAUUACAUGAAGAAAUGCAAAUUAAAGAACAAAUGAAGGAACAAUACCAGCAUGAAGCGCCAACUGCGGAAAAUUUGCUUGGUGAAGGUGAUAAUGUUGUUGAAGAUGAAGAUAUUGAAGGUUCUGAUCAGGUUGGUGAAGCUUUGCAAAGAAAUGAGCAGCCAAUACAGCCUGAUGGACAGGAAGAAACACAAGCUACUGAGCAAAUUGAUUUGGAUGAUGAGAUUCCUGAAGCUGAAGAGAAUACUUAUGAUCAUAUUUAUGACCAAGCAAAUGAUUUAAGUGAGAAUGAGAUAGAAUAUGAUGAUCAAACAGCUUAUGAGCGUCAAUACGAUGAAGGUUUCAUGGUCUCAGAAGAGUACCAGCAAGAUGAUGAAGAAGUUACACCUCGUAAUAAUAGAUCAACAGGUGUCAACUAUGCAAGAGAACAGAUUAGAACACCUGAAUAUUCACCAGUCAAUAAUGAAACCAGCGGUAGACAAAAUGCAACCUUUUCCUCAAGUUUUAAUUCAUUUUCAAGAAAUGUCCGUGAUUCUUUUAACGAUACAACUACACAUCCUGGGGAUAUUUCAAUCAAUGAAAGUGAUCUGGAUAUGGUUCUAGACGAUGAUGACUAA
Hansenula anomala is the source of this 990-nucleotide messenger RNA. RefSeq lists its product as uncharacterized. Gene Ontology annotation, biological process: anaphase-promoting complex-dependent catabolic process. Gene Ontology annotation, cellular component: anaphase-promoting complex. The record is from RefSeq and is a predicted model, not a curated record. The transcript has a single exon. Bases 1 to 990 code for a protein of 329 amino acids. Lineage: Eukaryota; Fungi; Ascomycota; Saccharomycetes; Phaffomycetales; Wickerhamomycetaceae.